Chroicocephalus ridibundus (black-headed gull) is the source of this 1189-nucleotide messenger RNA. It is a transcript of the gene CREB1, whose product is annotated as cAMP responsive element binding protein 1. Gene Ontology annotation, molecular function: protein binding; cAMP response element binding; DNA-binding transcription factor activity, RNA polymerase II-specific. The transcript is spliced from 7 exons. The coding region runs from base 293 to 1165 and encodes 290 amino acids. Gene Ontology annotation, biological process: regulation of transcription by RNA polymerase II. NCBI's taxonomy places the organism in Eukaryota, Metazoa, Chordata, Aves, Charadriiformes, Laridae. The record is from RefSeq and is a predicted model, not a curated record. Gene Ontology annotation, cellular component: nucleus; ATF4-CREB1 transcription factor complex.
GCUGGCGGCGCGCUCGGCCGUUCCCGCCGCCUGCCGGGCGCUCGGCGUUUUCCGUGAGCGCUCGGCGUUUUCCGUGCGGGCCGCGGCGCGCUCGGCGCUUGCUCCCUGGCUGGCGCUCCUCAGUCGGCCGCUGCCUGCCUGUCGCCGGGCUGGGAGCGCCUGUGUGUGUGUGAGUGACGCGGCGGAGGUGUAGUUUGACGCGGUGUGUUACGUGGGGGAGAGAAUAAAACUGCGGCGAGAUCCUAGGCGCGAACGAAAGCAGUGACGGAGCAGCCUGGUAACCGGUAACUAAAUGACCAUGGAAUCUGGAGCAGAGAACCAGCAGAGUGGAGAUGCAGCGGUUACAGAGGCAGAAACCCAACAGAUGACAGUACAGGCACAACCACAGAUUGCAACGUUAGCCCAGGUAUCUAUGCCAGCAGCUCACGCAACGUCGUCUGCGCCCACGGUGACCUUAGUCCAGCUGCCCAAUGGGCAGACGGUCCAAGUGCAUGGAGUAAUUCAGGCUGCCCAGCCAUCAGUUAUUCAGUCUCCACAGGUCCAGACAGUACAGAUCUCCACUAUAGCAGAAAGUGAAGAUUCACAGGAAUCAGUAGACAGUGUCACAGACUCACAGAAACGAAGAGAAAUUCUUUCCAGACGACCCUCCUACAGAAAAAUUUUGAAUGACUUGUCCUCAGACGCCCCAGGAGUGCCAAGGAUCGAAGAAGAAAAGUCUGAAGAGGAAACAGCAGCACCUGCCAUCGCCACUGUUACGGUGCCAACUCCCAUUUACCAAACCAGCAGUGGGCAGUACAUUGCUAUUACCCAAGGAGGAGCAAUACAGCUGUCUAACAAUGGCACAGAUGGAGUACAAGGUCUCCAGACGUUGACUAUGACCAAUGCAGCUGCAACCCAACCUGGCACCACCAUUUUACAAUAUGCACAGACCACAGAUGGACAACAGAUACUUGUACCCAGCAACCAAGUUGUUGUACAAGCUGCCUCCGGAGAUGUGCAGACCUACCAGAUUCGCACUGCCCCUACCAGCACCAUUGCACCAGGCGUAGUCAUGGCAUCCUCUCCAGCACUUCCAACCCAGCCAGCAGAAGAGGCCGCGCGGAAGAGAGAAGUGCGUCUAAUGAAGAACAGGCAUGUGCAUUUACAUCACCUUCUUUUCCAGUGAGCUGAGCAUAGAACUAGAGCGUUA